AUGCGCUUGCUUGGCCCUCCGGGUGCCCUUCAGGACUUCUGGGCCGCCAAUCAUGAUGCACCGUGGCUGCUGGCUCAUCCAUAUCGGUCUCAGCUGGACCUAAAUCGAACCAUACCCAUAUUCAUCCACGGGGACGAUGCGGAGUCUCACCGCCGUCGCAGCUUUAUGGUGGUGUCGUGGGGGUCCCUUUUGGUAUCUGGCUGCAGCCCGUUUGACUCCAAUAUGCUGGUGUUUGCAGGAGACAAUGCACAGUGCCUCCACGAGACAUACAACGUGCUCAACUGCUGGUUGUGCUGGAGUUUGACUGAAUUGUUGUUGGGCACAUUUCUCGACGUGGACCCUUUUGGAUCCCCGAUUCAGCGUGCUGGACCUGGUGGCCGCCAGGUGGCGGGUGGCUGGAAGGCGGUGCUGGCCUGCCACAAGGGGGAUGAGGCCUAUCUCCAGAAGGCCUACAACAUGGUCACUACCUGGAACAGUGAGUCGGUGUGCUGGCGAUGCGGGGCGUCAAAGGGUGCAAACACUGAGCUAGUGUAUACCACGCAUGGUCCCAACGCGCCUCAUCGAGAAACGCUGCUGGACACUGCGGCCUUCAUCGAGCAGGUUUGCCGUGAAAACCCCUUUGUAAGAUUACCAGGGUUCCACAUUGACCUGCUGCAGAAUGAUUGGCUGCAUUGCGUCGACCUGGCUAUCGUUCCGGAAUGCGCCGGGUCAGUGCCCUGUUGCCAUCGUACAUGUGUGUAG
This is a messenger RNA of Effrenium voratum, 741 nucleotides long. The record is from the annotation of a GenBank genome assembly. NCBI's taxonomy places the organism in Eukaryota, Dinophyceae, Suessiales, Symbiodiniaceae.